Messenger RNA from Rotaria sordida, 219 nucleotides. NCBI's taxonomy places the organism in Eukaryota, Metazoa, Rotifera, Eurotatoria, Philodinida, Philodinidae. The record is from the annotation of a GenBank genome assembly.
AUGAGUUAUGAACAAUUUCAUAACAUGACAAGUGAACAAAAAGAUCGAAUGUGUGAUGAAGAUGAACUUAGGCAAAGACUUCGUCAAUAUGAAAUGAAAGAGAAUAAUAACGAUGCUAUUACUAAUAAUUCAUUAAAAAGACAUGCAACAAGUGAACGUCCAAGAUAUUCAGAUGAUGAUGAAAUUAUUUGUGACAACAACGAAUUGAACACCGGAUAG